AUGCCCUUAUCAUCGUCAUCACCACCGCCGCCGCAACAGCAACAACAACAGCCAACAACAGAACCCACAUCCAGUGCAGCAACAUUGCCACCACCGCCACCUGCCCAUUACGAUGAAAAGCAAUAUCAACUUGAUGAGGAAGGCAAUAAGAAACGAAAAAGGCCCCCGCUUACCGAACGCAACAAAUGCUGCCGAUGUCUGUGCUGUGCAUGCUGCUUACCCGUCUGGGCACGUUACAUUGUAUGGUUCAUCAUCAUUGGCAUUAUCAUUUGUAUCAUUGUGAUUGGUGGAUUACUCGGUUCUUUCAAGAUGCCUACGGUGGAAGUGCUUGAUGUGACCAAUUCACCUGGUAGCAACGAGACGCAGAUCACUUACAAUGGCACUGAAUUCGAUAUCAACAUCGGCUUGGUUGUCAAUGUUCAAAACCCGAAUGUGCUUCCCAUCCAUCUAUCCGACAUGCAAGCCACGGCCAAUAUCCCGACAUCUGACGGUGAAAGAGCCUAUCUUGGCUCAGGCUUUUUGAACAAGCAAGUCAUUCCUACAAACAGCGACUACAAUUUCACAUUCCCUUUUACUAUUCGAUACGAUACACAAUCCGCAUCUUCUUCCCUCAUGCUCAACACGCUAUUAACCGAUUGUGGUUUGUAUGGCGGUGAACAAAGCGACAUCAACGUGGAAUACACUAUACAACUUGCAGCACGUGUUCUUUUUGUCACCAUCCAUCCUAACCUAUCCGGAUCAACAUCUUUUGCAUGUCCUCUUUCAAAUGGUGGAUUGCCAGGUUUUGCAUCAUUGUCAGCUUCGACCUUGGGAGGAUGA
This is a messenger RNA of Lichtheimia ornata, 819 nucleotides long. RefSeq lists its product as uncharacterized. Bases 1 to 819 code for a protein of 272 amino acids. The record is from RefSeq and is a predicted model, not a curated record. Gene Ontology annotation, cellular component: plasma membrane. NCBI's taxonomy places the organism in Eukaryota, Fungi, Mucoromycota, Mucoromycetes, Mucorales, Lichtheimiaceae. The transcript is spliced from 3 exons.